CCGUUGGGCGCAGGUGCGGGAACCCGGAACGCUGGCAGUCCCGGCAAGACCUCCAGAACCGCGGCACAGCUCGCCGUCAAUUACUCCUUGAUACCCCUACUCCUUGAUACCCCGUUGACCUGGCACGAGGGUCUCCACGAUGUCUGCGCGGCCUGCCACUCCGGCGUCGCCGAAGAACUACAAAGUCAAGUCGCCCCAGCCAGGCCAGCCUAUGUACGGCUGUGAACACCUGCAGAGGCUCUUCAACCAAGACCAAGCGACCACGAACACCUCGAUCCAACACUACAAAACAAUACUCCGUACCAUCUUCGACACAACGCCGCUCAUCUCCCAGACGGCCAAGGCGACCGAUGGCCAGAUUGUCACCUCGCUCACCCCUACAUACCUCUGCCUGCAAUGUCCCUCGACAUUGACCGAAGACGAUCGCAUAAAGCAUGGCAAUAAAAAGUCGCACAGAUUUUACGUCGAGUCGAGGAGCGGUGCUCUUUACUGCCAGAUGUGCGAUGAUAUCGUCUGGGACCCUACCUUUGAGGACCUCAGGAUAAGGAAGAUGGGAACGGGCACAUUCUCCACGACCCGGAAGCGAAAACACGAAGAACUCUUCGAGGCAGCCGAUCCCGUCAGGGACAAUCCGACUUACAUCUCGGCGAACACAACAGCAGCAUCCUGCAAGGCCAACGGCCUGCGGGGCAUCUACAAUGCUGGGGCCACCUGCUACCAGAACGUCGUCCUCCAGAGCUUCAUCCACAACCCGAUCCUACGAAACUUUUACCUGAGUGACGGCCACCAGAGCAGCAACUGCGACACGCCGCAUUGCCUGAGCUGCGCCAUGGACGACAUGUUCCAAGACUUCUACGCGUUGGAGAACACCAACGGGUAUACGGCCGCCAACAUUCUCUCCGGGUUUUGGAUCAGCGAGAAGAAGGCGUUCGAGAACCUGGUCACAACCAAGGAGCAGGAUGCACACGAGUUCUUCCAGUUCCUGGCCGAGGAGCUGCACGAGCGCAACGGCGACGGCAAGAAGCCCGAGACCGGCAGCGAGCACAGCUGCAACUGCAUCAUCCACCAGACGUACUACGGCAAGCUCCAGAGCACCACCACGUGUCAGAACUGCGGCGGCGUGACGAAUCAGGUGCAGAGCUUCUUGGACCUCAGCCUGCCGCUGGAGAACCUCUCGCAGAAGAAGAGCAAAAAGGCCCCGUCAAGACCAAACGGCGGCGUGUUGACGUUGCAGGAGUGUCUCGACGAGGAGUACGUCAAGUCGGACAAGUGCGAGUACCGCUGCAACAACUGCAACUCGAUGCAGCAGGCGCGGCGGCAGACGUCCAUCAAGCGGUUGCCGAACGUGCUCGCCAUCCAGCUCAAGAGGUUCGAGUUCAAGCAAGGCCGCAACGAGCGUGCCGCAAAGAUCGACACGCCGGUGCAGUUCCCGCUUCAGCUCAACAUGCUCCCGUACACGAACCGGGCUCGCAGCGCGCCCGAGUCCAAGGAGAACUACGAGCUGGCGCGCUCGUGCACGUACGACCUCCUCAGCGUGGUCGUGCAUGUAGGGGAAAUCGACACCGGCCAUUACCUGUCGUAUUGCCGAGUCGGCGAUCAGUGGUUUGCGUUCAACGACCACAAGGUGGAGUUGGCGCAGAAGUCGGACGUGCUCAACUCGCAGGCAUAUCUUCUGUUCUACAUUGUUCGAUCGUUGUCGUAAGCGGGCGGGUUUAUUGCGGAAGGGUACCUACCAAAACAGCUUACCCCCUUCCACCA
Messenger RNA from Thermothielavioides terrestris NRRL 8126, 1758 nucleotides. Its product is annotated as ubiquitin carboxyl-terminal hydrolase-like protein. Lineage: Eukaryota; Fungi; Ascomycota; Sordariomycetes; Sordariales; Chaetomiaceae. The coding region runs from base 140 to 1702 and encodes 520 amino acids. The record is from RefSeq and is a predicted model, not a curated record. Gene Ontology annotation, cellular component: nucleus; cytosol. The transcript is spliced from 7 exons. Gene Ontology annotation, molecular function: cysteine-type endopeptidase activity; cysteine-type deubiquitinase activity.